AUGCCGAGAAGAAAUGGGAGUCCAUCAAGACCACAGAUUCGUCCUCAUUCGACGUUGCCGGCUCGUCCACCUCCAUCAGUCCCUGCACAUCCUCCAGCACAAACCAAACAACCCGGUUUGAUGGGUCAAAUGGCUGCAACGGCUGGUGGUGUGGCUGUUGGGUCAGUGAUCGGCAAUGCCAUCACAGGAGCAAUUUCCGGCGGAAGUAGUGGGAGUGCACCACAAGUUGCUUCAGAGCAACCAGGUUCAACUCAGUACCAAAACCCAUGCCAGUACCAUAUUGAUGAACUAGUUCGUUGUGCUCAAAGCCAGAGCGAUAUAAGCGCCUGUAGUGGUUUCUCAGAGGCUUUAAAAGAGUGCAGCCGUCAGUACGGAAUGUACCGUUAA
This is a messenger RNA of Trichobilharzia szidati, 387 nucleotides long. NCBI's taxonomy places the organism in Eukaryota, Metazoa, Platyhelminthes, Trematoda, Strigeidida, Schistosomatidae. The record is from the annotation of a GenBank genome assembly.